Molecule: messenger RNA, 2323 nt
Organism: Esox lucius (northern pike)
Lineage: Eukaryota; Metazoa; Chordata; Actinopteri; Esociformes; Esocidae
Gene: smim36
Product: small integral membrane protein 36
Exons: 3
Coding region: 567-938 (123 amino acids)
Source: RefSeq, a predicted model, not a curated record
ACCAGCUUUGAGAAUGAAUAUCAGACUGCUUUUUUCUGUCACCCUUUCCUGAAGAAUCAUUUUGCCAUAAUCUUUGGACUUUGCUAAAAUUGUAUGACUGUAGAUGAACACGAACCUGCAGGAGGGAAUCAUUGCCUUGAUGUAAGCAGAGAAUGACAGAUUGUUGUUUAUUGUCACGCCAGGUUUCUUUGCACCCUGGGAGGGGGAGACAACAUAGUUGUCAACCAUGAUGGACUGUGUUUCCCACAAAAGAUGAAUAGCUCAGUCAUGUCAAGGUUCAGCUUGAGGUGGUGGGCAGACAUCCACGUGGAGAUGUCAGCCAGGCACACAGUGAUGCAUGCUGUCACCUGGGGGUCGGGGGAAAGGGAGAGAAAAUAAGCUGAUUGUCUGAUCUUCUCCACAUCACCUGGUAGGAGCAGGUUGCCAGGGAAACAGCUUUGGUUAUAGCUGUCUCCAUCUCUGGUUCUGUCCAUCCCUCUUUGUCCUGCGUCCUUUCCCCUGUUCAGGAUUCUCUGGGCAGUGGCCCGUCUUUCUCCAUGGGUGAAAGCAGGACAUGAGGCUUCGCAAUGGGUUUCAUGGAAUUCUACCUGGAGAUUGACCCUGUGACCCUGAACCUCAUCAUCCUGGUUGCCAGCUACGUCAUUCUCCUCCUCGUCUUCCUCAUAUCCUGCAUCCUGUACGACUGCCAGGGGAAAGAUCCCACCAAGGAGUACACCCCUGAGCCACCCCCCGCCCCCAGCCAGUCGCCCAUACGCCUGGUGGUCAUGCAGAACUCACCGACCUCGUCUCGCCAUGAACUGCAGAGCGGCCACGCCCAGAACAACACCACCACUCUGGAACCCAGCAGGAAACCGGAACUCAGUAGGAACCACUACGAACCUCCAACAAUGACUCCCACCCCGGACCUGGCGAGGGAGAAGAGAAGCACCCUGGUCUAACAAGUGGAGAGGGGUGAGCUGGAGGGUCCCUGAAUAGAUGGAACUAAGAACAGGAAAAAUCAACAAAUGAGCAGAGUGGAGAUUUGGUUUUAUAGCCCAGAGACUGGCCUCCUAUGGUUUUAGAUGUUAACAUUUUGAUGGUUGAUUGGUGAUGUUGGUGAGGAUGGUGAUGUUGGUGACUGUGGGGGAAAGCUGAGAAGGGCAGCCUCUGUUCAACAUCCGUCAGAAACCAAAGGAUCUUGCAUUUCAUGGAGACAGUCCUCUCUGUGCUGCUGGGUGUCUCCAUGAUGAGCUGUCAGACCUCACUACAAAGCAACCACCAUCAUGUUUGAUGAAGGAAAAAUGAACUCAUGGAGAACUUCAAUACCCGCAAUGCCAUCUUACCCCCUUUCUUCUGUAAUUAAAAACAAAGCAGUGUUUGCAAUGUGAUGUGAAUUAUAGGGAAUAUUUUGUUCUAGGCCAGCAGGAGACCGUGUGACUGUCCUCUACGUCCAGGCUCAGUCACAACAAGUCAUCUGCUCUAACUUUGAAAGGACCAAUAGUCGUCGCCGUAGCGACCGGGGGAUUCAACAUGCGAAAGCCUCUUAUCUAAAAAGACAAGCGCCUGCUCAUCUCAGUGCUCAUUAAGACCAACCAAUGAUUCAACCAAUCACAGAGCCCCAUUUGCAAUAUGAGUAGCAGACAAAUCAUAUUUCCAAUGGAUUUUUCAUGUUGGAGGGAUUAAAGUCCAACUCAACUCCACAGAGUAUUACGGGAGAACAAGGGUCAUAUAUUACUUCAGAUGACAGCCCUUCUUCGCUCCCACUGGGGGGUUGCAUAAGACGCUAGCUUGUAAACUGACCAAAAACAUUGUGGUCACAUUCUGGGUUUGACGUCAGUGGUAACGGGACUACUGAGGAGUAGACAUCAGUUCAGGGACUUAGGCCAGAUUCAAUCAGCUGAAGCAUUAACUGGUGAGUGUCCAACAACUAGACUGCUAUUUUGUUGACGUCUUGGAGGUGUAACUUCAUAGAGUCAAAUCAAUAAACAUCUGCUAGUGUGGAUGUCAGGAAGCGCCAGCCAUCUCACUAGGAGUUCCAGAUGAGAAACUUUAGGCUUCACUGUAACCACUGGGUCUAUAGGGCUGAACUGUGUCCACUCAAAGAUGGAAAGUCACACCAAGAUAGCUCAUUUAACUGCUCAUGAUAAACAACAGGAUUGUUAACAAGAUCAAAUUACUUGAUUUCAAACUUCAUAUUUCUCCUUCAAAAAAAAUUCACACAAAUGAAAUAGUCAAAUAGUUCCUCCUUAGCUCACUGUAGUUAAUCACAUUAUCAUCAAAAUAAGAUAACAAGAUUUUCACCAGCAUUUCAGAUGUAUGUAAUAAAAGAUGGCACCACAAUUCU